This is a messenger RNA of Cornus florida, 1827 nucleotides long. Its product is annotated as probable serine/threonine-protein kinase PIX13. Gene Ontology annotation, molecular function: protein kinase activity; ATP binding. The transcript is spliced from 6 exons. Bases 285 to 1574 code for a protein of 429 amino acids. NCBI's taxonomy places the organism in Eukaryota, Viridiplantae, Streptophyta, Magnoliopsida, Cornales, Cornaceae. Gene Ontology annotation, biological process: protein phosphorylation. The record is from RefSeq and is a predicted model, not a curated record.
UAAAAUGGAGACAAGACGCAGAAAAAAAAGAAAGCAAACAAUAGACACAAACCAAGAAAUAGCGAAGAGGUUUCAAGGAAAGUUUAUAGACUCUAAACACACAUAGAAAAGUCCAACAACAUAGGAAGAGUCUCCCUUUUCCAUAACAAAACAAACAAUACCAAACAAUUUCAUUGUUUCUUUUCUCUCUCUUUGAUUUCUGAAACUUAGAUUGUUUUUGAUCUAAACAUACCCAUUUCAAUGUUAGUGAGCUAAGUUGUUUCAAUUGAGUUACAGAGUUUAAUAUGGGCAAUUGCUUUGGAUCUCAGCCCGGUGAACCUAAUCCAAGUGCCUCUAACCCCAGCUCCACCACUAGACCUUCUUCAACUACAACAGGGAAUUCGAGUUUUUACAGCAACGGUGCCGGACUUUCGGCUACAAGCAGCAGUGCCGGUCAAAGCCGGUUUUCGGCAGCGGUGAGUGUGAGCGAGGAGACGUUGUCGACCGGAGAAAUAUUGCCGACGCCAAACUUGAGGAUAUACAGUUUUGCGGAUUUGAAGAGUGCCACAAGAAAUUUCAAGUCAGAUACAGUGUUGGGUGUGGGAGGUUUUGGCACUGUGUUUAAAGGGUGGGUUGAUGAGCAUACACUUGCUCCAGCCAAAUUUGGCACCGGAAUGGUUGUCGCAAUCAAGAAAUUAAACCCUGAAAGUAUGCAGGGCUUUGAAGAAUGGCAGUCCGAAGUGAAUUUCUUAGGGAGGCUUUCUCAUCCGAACCUUGUUAAGCUGUUGGGAUACUGUUGGGAGGAUAAAGAACUUCUACUUGUAUACGAAUUUAUGCAGAAGGGAAGCUUGGAAAACCAUCUUUUCAGACGGAGUUCUGCAGUUGAACCACUUUCUUGGGACAUAAGGCUCAAAAUAGCCAUUGGUGCUGCACGGGGCCUAGCUUUCUUGCAUACUUCGGAAGGACAUGUUAUUUACAGAGACUUCAAGGCUUCUAAUAUACUGCUCGAUGGGAACUACAAUGCAAAAAUAUCAGAUUUUGGCUUAGCAAAAUUGGGGCCUUCAGGUGGAAACUCACACGUGACAACCCGAGUUAUGGGCACAUAUGGUUAUGCUGCUCCAGAGUACAUUGCAACAGGUCAUUUGUAUGUAAAGAGCGACGUGUACGGUUUCGGUGUUGUGCUGUUGGAGGUGCUGACGGGUAUGCGGGCACUCGAUACCAAACGCCCCAGUGGGCAGCAAAAUUUGGUUGAGUGGACGAGGCCUCUUCUUUCUCAAAAACGGAAGCUAAAAUCCAUUAUGGACGUACGUAUAGAAGGUCAGUAUUCUACCAAGGCGGCAUUGGAGGCCGCACAACUCACGCUAAAAUGCCUGGAAGCGGAGCCUAAAAACCGGCCCUCCAUGAAAGAAGUUGUGGAGGUGUUGGAAAGGAUCGAAGCUAUGAAGGAAAAACCGAAAGAAUCAAGAAUUAACACCUCCAAAUCUACAGGUCAUCGAAGCCUUGGACAACAACCGCCUAAUCGACACCGUUCUCCACUUCACCGAAGCUACCAUGGCGUUGGAAAAGGAGCCGGAAGAUAUCAAACAUCACAUUGAACAUGGUAAGCUGAUAGAUUGGAUUCAACAAUGUGCAUGUUUCGUCGAUCAAAGUGUUUUUUUUUUUGGUUAUUAUUAUCAAAUUUUUGUUUCAACUUCUUCUUACAAUCUUUUUUCCUUCCCUUUUUUCUUCUUUCUUCACAAAUUUUGUACUGGCUGUUGCCAUUUGUAACAUGCAAUGAUUGUGUUGCUGACACUAUACCGUGAUUUUAAUAUAAUCAUUUGUGAACAGAAUUACAAAUUUCAUCCGUCA